AUGUCCAUCCAUGGCACCUUUUCCUAUGCCGGUACAACCAUAAACCAGUACAAGUACCCCCAUCGGCUCUACGAAAGAGAAGUGCAAAUACAUGCCGACUGUUUCGCCGAGUAUGAAGACGACAUCUCCCUCACCUUGUUGAGGGCCCUGGUGGUCACUCAACCCAACUUCAAGCUCUACGACAACCAACCAUACAUCAAUGCCUCGGUGAGAGCAAAACUCGUGGACUUCUUGCUCCGCAUGGCCGUUCGCCUCAAAUUGGUCCCCUACGUUUUUUGCAAAGCCGUCCGUCUUUUCGACCGCUAUUGCUCCAAGAGAAUUGUUCUUCUACAACAGGCUCAGCUAGUCGCUACCACAUGUCUUUGGAUCUCGGCGAAAGUAUAUGGCGGCAAUAAUCACUUUGCCAACUUGUCGAGUUCCAAAUGUGGCCAGGUGAAAACCAUCCUGAACUUGGGCUACGGCUCGGGCGCCCGCUUCUGUGGACCCACCGAACGGUACCGCAUGCCCAAAAUCUGUGAGUUGGUCAAGCUUUGCGGUGCUCGUUGCAACUACGACAUCAGCAUGUUCAAGCAGAUGGAGUUGCACAUUAUGUCCACCUUGGACUGGAAUUUGGUGGACACCGCCGUCGACGAGUUCUUGGUCGACCUGAGAGACCUCAAGUCUUGCACUGACGUAACCAACCUGCAAAAGUCAGACAUUGCUACCUUGAAAGCGUUCGUAUCCUACGCUUCGUGCUACCAGUACGAGCUCAUUAAGUAUACCCCUGUGGAGGUGGCCAAGGCAGCAGUCGACUUGCUCAACGAAACCUUUCACCUCACUGCUACCGACGCUGCUUUCCUUACGCUAAACAAUUGCAUUUUUGCAGAAAUCCCUGACCUCAACGCAAGACAGGACGACAUAAGGAACCUCCUCAUUCAGGCUGUGGUGUCCGCUCCUGACUAUCUUUUACAUUGUUUCGAUACGCUGGGGCCUCGAUACCUCUACUCCAGCCUUACAAAAACCACAAAGAUGCCACCCCCCAUCGACACCGGCAUUUCGACUCCCACAGAAUCGUCCUACCCUACUCCCACAAGUGCACCGCAUUUCGAUGUGCCUCUGACCAAUUACACUUAUACUAAGCCAACGAAUGUUUCGCUUUCAAGUGAGUCGUAUGCGUACGAAACGUCGCCAUCCAUUGAUGGCGUGCCAUUUGUGUCGAAGCUGGUCAGCAAGGGCCUAAAAAUCUCUGUCACCGAAGCUGCCAAUAUAAACAGCCACCACUACCCGUUGCUUCGCACACAGGGUUCCAAAGGCCCGAUGGGGAUGCUGGAUCUACUUCCUCAGCCACGGCAGACACUACAAGAAUCCUUCUACAAAAACAACAAUAGCCUGACGAGCAUCGCAUCGUCCAACUCGUCAAAGGGUUCCGAUAUGUUCUAUGACUCCCACCGAUAUGGCAUUUCCACCCCAAUCAGCAUAGAGGACGACAAGUCGCUCAUGAAAAAGAAAAAGUCCAGUUAA
Candidozyma auris is the source of this 1500-nucleotide messenger RNA. It is a transcript of the gene HGC1, whose product is annotated as cyclin. The coding region runs from base 1 to 1500 and encodes 499 amino acids. The record is from RefSeq and is a predicted model, not a curated record. Lineage: Eukaryota; Fungi; Ascomycota; Pichiomycetes; Serinales; Metschnikowiaceae. The transcript has a single exon.